Messenger RNA from Symbiodinium sp. CCMP2456, 395 nucleotides. The record is from the annotation of a GenBank genome assembly. Lineage: Eukaryota; Dinophyceae; Suessiales; Symbiodiniaceae.
AUGUCUCCCGACACUGCACAGAUGAUGGCGGUGGUCAUGGCCUUCCUGGCCUUCCUCCUGGCCGGGUUCAACCCGUCCUUCAGCUCUCUUUCGGCGAUGCCCCUGGGGAUCGGGCCUAUCGUGAUGGCUCUAUCGCCCAUGAGAUGGGCCUAUGGCUUCUUGAUGCAUAAUCACAUGUUGCAGAAACUCUCCGGCUUCGCCAAUCCUAUGGUGCGGCUGUCGGCCCAAUCUAUGCUGGACGAACGUGGCAUGCCCCUGGAGUGGAUCAACAAGACAGGCUGGACCUGUUCCACUGGCUCGGUGGAGUGGAACUGGGAGGGUCAACACUGUGCGGACGGUAGCUCAGACUGCCCCGACUUCCGGCCGCCAAACGGCUUCGUCUGCAAGAUGACGCA